AUUACACUUGGAAAUUAUGGGAUUCAAAUGAAAAUAAUCCAAAAGAUGCUAAUAACUACUCUCUGCCAUUAGAACCAUCUCAAGAGAUAAGGAAAAUUCACAACACAGAACACAUAGAGAUGAGCCAUUGCUGCUCUCUUGGGCUCUAUGCCCCUAAUCCUUUGUACUCUCUAUCUUCCAGGCCUCACACUCGCAGCGUCAGAGCUCCUCUCUGCAUCGCAUCUCACACCAAACCCAACUCUAACACCGACUCUCUUUUUCAUUAUGUUGCCAAGAUGAGAGCAAUGGACGGAGACUUCUUUGGAGCAAAGAAGACAAUCUUUGCAGCUCAACUCGGUGCAGUUCUUGCCAUAAUUGAUCAUCCCACCUUGGCAAUAGUCAACCACGAGCAAGAACUAAGCAGCCUCGUGCUUGAUUUCAUGUUCUUUCCCGGGUAAGUUUCACUAUUGCCUUGCUUUACAAGUCUCUUUUACUAAUAAAACAGAAAUAACUUUAUUGUCAUUAUAUGGGAAAAAAAUUAUCUUUUAUUACUCAAAUUUAAAGAGUCUAAAUUCUCUA
Raphanus sativus (radish) is the source of this 558-nucleotide messenger RNA. RefSeq names its product NAD(P)H-quinone oxidoreductase subunit L, chloroplastic. NCBI's taxonomy places the organism in Eukaryota, Viridiplantae, Streptophyta, Magnoliopsida, Brassicales, Brassicaceae. The record is from RefSeq and is a predicted model, not a curated record.